Lolium perenne is the source of this 1395-nucleotide messenger RNA. RefSeq lists its product as uncharacterized. Lineage: Eukaryota; Viridiplantae; Streptophyta; Magnoliopsida; Poales; Poaceae. The record is from RefSeq and is a predicted model, not a curated record.
UGAGUUUUCUGCCUUUGACCUUGAAUCUGAAGGUGUCAAUAUCAAGAUUGUUGAGUGGGAUGGAGAUUGUCCCUCGCUUGCGGAGCUCCCAGUGGUGUGGAUGUCAGUCAGUGGAAUUCCUCCAAAAAAAUGCUCAUGGAAAUCUUUUGCACAAACUGUUACCAGCGUCGGCAUUCUCAUGGACGUUGACUGGAGCUCUUUCUUCAAAAGUUUCUAUAAGGAAAUUAGAUUGCAAAUUGCCUGUAGAGAUCCAGUUAAGGUCCCAAAAGAGAGAAUUAUGGAAAUCGAUCAGAAAUUUUACCUACUCCGUUUCAAUGUGGAGGGUGUUGAUCAGGUGGAGGGAGAUGAUGGAUUCGAUGACCCUGCAGACAAUACUGUUGGUGAUGAGGGGUUUGAUGAGUUAGAAGAUCAAGAGGAAUCAUUUCAACAUAUGAUGUCUAGUGAUAACCAGAACACUCUUCAAUCCAACUCUGCACCUGCUGAUAUUGGUAAUGAUAAAUAUAGAUCUUGCUCUGCUAUUCCAGAAUCUUGGGAAGAAAUGGACCUUGAUGAUGAGAGGCUAGUUCUUACAUCUGUCUGUAAAAGUGUCCAGGAUGAAAAACUGGUUGAAGAGUGGAUAGUUUCUCCUGUGAGCUUCCGUUCCUUACCUACUAAUAUGAACCACCAGUUGGUAGAUGACAUCGUUUGGGAUUUUGAGCCAACUGACUAUGGACAAAUUGAUGGUGAGGUUUUGUCUGAGUUGGAGACAUCUGCCAGUGCUAUUUACUGCUCUCAAGUUCAUGAGGACUACAAGAUAUCGGAUAUUGAUACUGAUGUUGAUGAGAUGAGUUCAGAUGAUUCAACUGGAGAGAUGGAUUUCCUUCCAAAUGAGUUGAUCUCAAAAAUUGGUUCAGCUAGAAAAAACCUUUUCCCUGUCUUGGAGCAGCUGGCUGAAUCUGAAGAGAAAAAGAAGAGCAUGGUGGUAAAGGAGCAAAAAAAAAGCAACGGGGCCCUGUAGUGGCUACUUCUCGUAUGAAUACAAGAGGCCAUGGUGAUAUCAAUAUUCUUGAUAAAGCAAGAGAGUACCAGAAGCGUAAGAACCUUGAGGUUCCACCUUCGUUCAAUGGGACUGAGUUGGCCAGGUGUCAGAGAGCUACUAAGAAAAACUGUUGUGUUGAUCAGAAGCUGGCGCCUGUUGUGUUUGGACAAACACUCGUCCCUUCUGGAUGCAAACCUGAUGCGGUUGGAUUAUCUUCGUGGGGAGCUCUUGCGGAUAGCUUGGAUAUGAAAUGUCUGCUGUUGGGGAUGUCUGGCAAAGACCUUUCAAGCCUCGACCGCCAAGAGAGCCGUUCCAUGCUGGCACUAGGAGAUAGCCUGUGAGAAAUUAGUGUUAAUGGUGUUUGCCAUUUGGUUCCC